GCCUUCGGAGGGAGUCGGAGUGCCAAGGAGAUGGAGAACUUUCUGUAGGACAUGGAGAAAUAUUUCAAGGCUACUUAUGUGCCUACGGGAGGGAAAAUGACCAUAACCAGCAUGUAACUCUUCGGGGAUGCCAAGCUUUGGUGGCAAACUUGAAGUGA
Ilex paraguariensis (yerba mate) is the source of this 158-nucleotide messenger RNA. NCBI's taxonomy places the organism in Eukaryota, Viridiplantae, Streptophyta, Magnoliopsida, Aquifoliales, Aquifoliaceae. The record is from the annotation of a GenBank genome assembly.